GGCGUCGGACUGACGUCUGGCCAAUCGCGCGGCCCACCGCGAGUGCAGCUGGUUGCCCCUGGAAACCCAACAACCAGCCGUCAGCAGAGCCAGUGAGAGAUGGACGAUCCCCCCGAGCCCACUGGGGCCUCUGAGCCGAAAGACGGAGAUGUGGUGAGCCUAGCCUCGCGGCUGUCCGGGAUCAAGGUCAGCUCUGGCCCCCAGUCCCCGGCCGAGCCAGGGGAGCCGGAGCCAGAAGCCGUAGAGACCUCGGAGGGAGGCGUCGCUGCUGCCGAGCCCCCCGAGCUGGCUGAGCCUCCCGAGCCGGCUGAGCUCGCUGAGCCCGCCACGCUUCCCGUACUUCCCGAGCUCCCCGAGCCAGCCGAGUCGGACGAGCCUGCGGACCUCGCCAAGCUCCCGGAAGGGCCGGUGGCCACCGAGGCUGAGGGCGAGGAGGGGUCCGGAGAGCAGGAGGAGCCGGUGGAGGCCGAGCCAGAGGAGCCAGCCGAGCCGAGGUCCGCAGGCGGGCCCGAGGAACCGGAGAAGGAGAGGGAGGAGGCGCCGGAGGACAAGGAGAAGGAAGAGGAGGCAAGGAAGGCGGCAAGGAGGAAGAAAGGCCCGUUGCGCACCUCUUGGCAGCUGUCCACGGACAGCCGGGGGAAGGAUGAGCGAAAGGGGCCGGAGGAAGAAGCAGAGUACGAGGAGAGCGAAAGGAAGAGUGUGGAAGGAAGCGGGGCGAAAAGCGAGUUCUGGCAGAAAGGUCUGGACGAGAAACCCGAGUACGAGGAUGUGGAAUGGACAGAGGAGGUGCAGAGGCAGCAGGAGCAGCAGCUGCGCUCUGAGCUCUUGGACCAGCACCGCUCCCUGAUGGUGGAGCGGAGCCACUACCAGCGCUACAACACGUACCUGCAGCACAAGAUCUGCCAGGCGCUGCGCAAAAAGAAGGGCCUGGACGCGGCCGAGGUGCCGGACAUGGGCCCGGAGCCCGAGGCCCCAGAGAAAGAGCACGCGUACAUCAGCUACCUGGCCGUGCUGGAGGAGCUCAGGAAGCAGCGGGCUGACGACCUGGCCUGGUAUCACCAGGAGCUGGGCCAGCUGAAGCAGCAGUGCAAGGAGAACCUCUCCAGGGUGGAGAAGGAAUGGCGAAGAUUCCAGGCGCUCAAGAAGCAGGUGGUGAUGCAGGCCAUGGGCAGCUGUCGGAUGAGGGGCGGUCGCCAGGCCGCUCUGCGAGAGGUGGAGCAGCUCCAGGCUCUGGAGGAGAAGAAGGAGAAGGAGAUGAGCGCUGUGCGGCUAGAGAAUGUGCAACUGAAGCAGAGCCUGGUGCACUUUGAAACCAGGAUGAGGGCGCAAGAGGACACCACUGAGGGCCUGCUCCUCAUUGAUUUUGAACAGCUUAAGAUUGAGAACCAGACGUUCAAUGAGAAAGUUGAGGAGAGAAAUGAGGAGCUUUUGAAACUGCGCAACAAAGUGGACAACAAUGUGCAAAUAAUUACCCAUGUGAAAGAAAUGUUACACUUUGUGGAUAUCGAGAAUGCACGCAAAAACUCACAGCUUUUGGAAGUUGACAGUCAGGUAGCCCUAAGGAGGGACAUCUUGACCAAGACUAAACAAGCUCGGGACAGCCUGCGGAUUGACAACAUCAAACUGAAUCAGAAGUGUGGGCUUCUGGGCAAGGAGUCACUCCUUCGGGACAUGGAAGAGAAAGCGGGCAAGAUUGAACUGCUCAAGGAGCGCCUCGAAUCUCUGAAGCGCCACCAUGCUGGGCUCACUCUGUCCUGCAGAGGCAUGAGGCAGAAGAUCCGGGAAGCCAAGGCCUUCCUCCCCUCCUGACAGCAGCAGACCAGCUUCAUCCUCGGCAAGCGUCACCCUUCGUUAACUUUCAUUCUCCACUUUUUGCCCUUCUUUAAGGCCUGUGAUAUUUAGGAUGGAACUACAUUUUGUGUUUAUCUCAUAAAUUUUCAGCUUCCCACUGGGGACUGAGCACAGAAUUUUGUUAGCAGUCAGUUUUAUACGGGGCGAAGUAAAAUAGGCCCAGAGAAACAAACGAGAGGUAAUGCACUGGAUUUGACUCCUCGUAAAAAGUUGUCAAAAGCCUUUUUGUAUCUGAGCAAUUCCAUACUUUCAGUGACAUGAUACCCAGGAGAACAGUUCCUCCUCCACACACGGGAGGGUUCAACUGAUGUGUAGGGUGUCCCCAGACUUUCUGUACCAUUAAAUCCCUUUGAAUUCAUUAAAACCAUGUAGCCUGUGUUAGCCCUGAUUCAAAGCUCUUUAAUUCCCUUAGAUUAACCUAAAGUUGUUUUAUUUGUGAGUAGCCCAGCUUCUUGGGCAAUAAAAAAUAGCCAGCAAACUGGGGAGCUAGUGUCCCUCCAUCCCCCUUUUUUCAGUGAAAGGAGGCUCAGUCUGCGUAACCACUGAUGCUUGUUUCUGCCUCAGCGACAGUCUUCAAUUCUCGUGCAACAUUUUCUUGGAUCCCCUGAAGGAAUGUGUUGGUCUGUACCAAUACAUGGAUGGCGGUUUGUUUCCUAGUGGAAAUAACGAUGGCUGUGUUUUGCCAGGUGCCAGAUAUCUGGAGUGGUGACUGCCAUCCGCGAGCCGUUUGUUUUCAGCAGGGCGGCAGCACCUCGCUGGGCACGUGAUUUACUCCGUGGCCAACAUUCAAGCGUUGUUGCUCCUGUGCUAGUGCCGGGAACACCCGACAGGUCUGCCUCCUCAACUCAGUCAUCGGUGGACGUUUUCAGUUUUCUUUGAUGCCUUUGGAGCUGGAGGCUUGGCUUCAUCUCUCCUCAGUCCGAGAUUAAAUUUGAGGUCUGCAGAUUUGGGGGUAAAAGUAUUCUCCUAUCCCUAAGCUUAAGGGGAUCACAAGAAGGGCAAGCUAUUCCCAUCUGUUCUUUGGUGCCAAAUAGCUGUUAAGAGCUGGCAGAAGCCCCACCCUAGACCGAUGGUUCUGCUGGUCGUGAGCAUGUCACAGUGGCCCUUUGAUGAUUUUGUUCUCUAACCUGUUUUUGCUUUCAUGCUGAUAAAGGUUGAUUAAAGUUCCUUUCCACAUCCUACACCUUGAACACACUUUACGGGAGUCAUGCAUGUCUCCCACCGGG
Molecule: messenger RNA, 3077 nt
Organism: Artibeus jamaicensis (Jamaican fruit-eating bat)
Lineage: Eukaryota; Metazoa; Chordata; Mammalia; Chiroptera; Phyllostomidae
Gene: CFAP184
Product: coiled-coil domain containing 96
Exons: 1
Coding region: 100-1809 (569 amino acids)
Biological process (GO): cilium assembly
Cellular component (GO): ciliary basal body; axoneme
Source: RefSeq, a predicted model, not a curated record